AUAUCCAAAAAAUUACUCGUAUAUAUCAAACCCCAAUAUAUACUUAUUUUUUAUUUUGAUUACAAAAUGCAAAAAGCAAAGCAAAUCGACGACAAGCCUGAAACGGUGACGUUUCGAGCAGUAAGCGCAAAUGAAGAAGGAAGAAAAGUAGUAGAAAAAACCGAAGUACAAACUCACAACCCUGACACACUCAAACACAUAGAAAAAAAGCUCAUAGACAAAGGCUUGCACCGGUUGGACCGUCACCCGAGAGACGGGAUACCGCUCGAGAAACAGUCGAAAGGCGGUCGGGGUGGCAAGUACACGUGGGAUGGACCGGGUGGAAUGAUUGAUGAUGAGUUGGACCCGGGUCCGGAAGUAAUGGAUGAGAAGGACCCGAAUUAUGUGAGUGAAGAGGAGGAAGAGCGGGUCGCUAGAGAGAACGAGGGGGCGGUAGUUGGUCAAGUUGAUGUGGCGAAAGUGGCUCAACAAGGUGUUGCGAGGAUUGAUGUUGAUCCUCACUUAAAAGUUGCUUAGUUAAUUAAUUAAUACUUGGUCACGUUUUCUAAUUAGUGUGUUGUUGUAACUUCUUAGAUGGAUGAUGAUCAUGACGUUUGUAAUUUGUUAUGGUAAUAAUAUUAUAUACAUAAAAGAGGCUUCAUUUUGAUUAA
This is a messenger RNA of Erigeron canadensis, 650 nucleotides long. RefSeq lists its product as uncharacterized. The coding region runs from base 67 to 516 and encodes 149 amino acids. The record is from RefSeq and is a predicted model, not a curated record. NCBI's taxonomy places the organism in Eukaryota, Viridiplantae, Streptophyta, Magnoliopsida, Asterales, Asteraceae. The transcript has a single exon.